This is a messenger RNA of Microbotryum saponariae, 2411 nucleotides long. NCBI's taxonomy places the organism in Eukaryota, Fungi, Basidiomycota, Microbotryomycetes, Microbotryales, Microbotryaceae. The record is from the annotation of a GenBank genome assembly.
AUGUCCGGCCCAACCAGUGCUGCACCAGCUGUAGCCGCUCCAUCUCACCCCACCUCAAUCUCCCGACUACCCAUCUCCCCCCGUGCACCGAUCUACCACCUCCCCGCCGAUCCCCUCGUCCCUACGCCGCAAGCCCUGCUCGAUUUUUCGUUGUAUGAGCACCCACAAGACUUUGCCGCGGGUGGCCAGAUCGCGCUCAAGGUCGGCGUCGACAAGAUCCCGCCGAGCAUGUUGCGUCGAUCGAGGAUGAUCAGUGAAGGAGGCGCUUUCACUUUCGUUUCCCCUCUGCCGCUCGAAUUUCCUUAUGAUAUUCAGGAGCUGAGCGAACCGCAGCAGGAGAAACAGGUCGGCAAGGAAACCACGGCUAGAGCCGGUUAGUUCAAACCCCCGAGCUCAGCGAUUCCAAUUUCGAAGUCACCGAGCACCGACGUGAUCAAGGCCAACGGUCGCUGCUGCUGCUGGCGAUGAUGCUAUACUGAGUUCGGUUCAUUAUACACCGAUUCUAGGAACGAUUGAAACCGCUCUGGCGCAGUUCGAGGUUUCACCCGACUAUGUGGAAGAUCCCGAGACUCGUUCGGCGUUCUCGUCCAAAGUUCGCCAGAGCGCCAAGUUCCCAACGCCGCAGUUCUUGUCCAUCUCGCAAAAGUGCCGCGACGAAUGGCUUCCACAACUCGACAUCGGUGAACCCGGAAGUGAAACGCGCAAGCUACUCGUCGACGUGCUGGGUGGAAAGACCGUGCUCGCACGAGAGGGAGAGCCAGGUUUUGCACCCUGGUCACUGUGUUACGGUGGCCAUCAAUUUGGAUCCUGGGCCGGUCAACUCGGCGAUGGACGAGCCAUCUCGAUCCUUUCGACACCUGCCGUCGAAGGCUUACCGUUCAAGUCGCUCGAGCUGCAACUCAAGGGCGCGGGUCGAACUCCUUACUCUCGCUUCGCCGACGGCCUCGCCGUUCUCCGAUCCUCGGUCCGAGAGUAUCUCGGGGCCGAGGCGGUUGCGGCCCUCAAGCUCCCAACUUCACGUGCGCUUGCUCUGGUCGGUCUGCCGAGUAUCAAAGUGCGUCGUGAGACGAUCGAAACCGCGGCUAUCGUGACGAGGGUCUCGGACUCGUGGAUUCGCAUCGGCAACUUUGAAAUUCAACGCACGCGCGAACAAUGGGACACGCUCUUGGCGCUUUCGAACUUCGUCGGGCGUCAAGUCUACGACUUUGAUGAUGACGGCAAAGCUCCCACAGAGGCAGGAAAUCGCUCGAUGGCGUUGGCGGUGCUGACCGAGGCAUCGAGGCGUACCGCGAUCAUGGUUGCUGGAUGGCAAGCUUACGGCUUCCAGCAUGGUGUGAUCAACACUGACAACGUUGCGAUGAAUGGAGCGUGCAUCGACUAUGGACCGUGAGUGAUGGCUUGGAUUGCACCACUACUAGGUACACGAUUACUAAAGGUCUCAAACUUUAUUCUCCUGUAGAUACGCCUUCAUGGACGUAUUCGACUCAUCGCACAUAUGCAACCAUUCCGACGACCUCGGACGAUACUCGUACAAGAACCAGCCGACGAUGGGUCUCUUUGCCAUCACCAAGCUCGGCACCGCUCUCGCCGAACUCAUUGGCGCCGAAAGUUCUUCCACGACUGGAGGAUUGUCUGGCUACGUCCAAGCCGAGAAAGGGUGGGGCGAAGAUGAGAGCAAAAUGGAGGAGUGGCGCAAGCUCGGGAAUGCAAAGGUGGAGGCCGUCAAGACGGACUUUGUGACCAUCUUCAUGGCCGAGUAUACCCGCCUCAUGCGUCUGGUAAGCUGUUUGAUGCUUUUUUUAAUACGGAGGCGUAUCCGGUGUCUGAUUUUUAUUGAACCCAACCUGCAGCGUCUGGGAUUCUCAACGGUGGGAGAUGGUGACUUUGACCUCGUCUCGUCACUCCUCGAUUUGAUGGAAUUGCAUUCGCUCGACUUCCACGCUACAAUCCGCCUUCUGUCUCAAUUUCCCUCUUCAAACUCGGCACCUUCCUUCUCAAAGUACGUCGAUCUAAUCCUCCCCAGCGAUAGCAAGCUGAUCCCUACGAACGCGCGAGUGGAUUGGACGAAUUGGUUCGACCGAUAUGCGCGGCGUCUCUCGGCCGAGGGAGAGCUCUCCCCGAGUGAGAGGCGCAAGGCCAUGGACGGGGUCAACCCUCGUUUUGUUUUGCGUCAAUGGGUAUUGGAAGAGACGAUUGAGCGAUUGGCGCAUCAGGAUCCGGAUCUGAGUGGGCUCGAGAGGGUCUUGUGCAUGAGUGAGGCACCGUUCGAAGCCUAUGGUGAGGUCGAGGUCGCUCAGGAUGGCGAGGGAGGAGCAUGCAAGGUCGAGAGCGACGAGGAUAGAGAGAGGACGAGGUUGUGCGGUAUGGGCAAGAAGGAGUUGUUGGGAUUCCAAUGCUCUUGCAGUUCUUGA